AUGGACGUGGAUGAGAUUUACCGCGACGAGGCGUCGACGGUGAGCAUCCAGCAGCUGCGGGGGCGUCCGUCGCUGCGGCUGGCGCCCCUCCCUCCCGCGCCGCCGCCUCCCACGCCGCUGAGAUGCCGCGACGCCAACGCGGCGGGGAAUGCGAAGCGGACUCGCUGCCUGCGCGGCCGCCGGGGGGUGGUGGGCGCAGUGCGUACGGCGCCGACGUCGCCGGUGCAGCCGCGACCGCGAGCGGCGCCCCCGCGGAGGCCGCUGACGCCAACCGUCGCCGCGGCCGCCCCGCCGGAGUUAAACGACGAGGAUGAUGUUGACUGCGUCUGGAGUUUCGCGCCGGUUGUGGGCGGUGCCACCGCGACGGGAGCGGAGGAAGCGGAGGCGGAGAGUUUGGACCCGAGCAGCCGCUGGGUCUCGUUCUCGUUCGCCAGCGCACUCACCUCGCGGCGGCAGUCGGAGAGCCGCCCGGCGUCGCCGUCGCCGCGGCCGCGGCCGGCCAUCCUGCCGUCGAAUUUCCCCAACCUCCGUCUCUCCGAGGAGGCGUGCGCGGAGGAGGAGGGCGGCGCCAGCACCGCCACUGGCCUCCGCGCCUCAACGCCGACGACAUCGCCACUACUACCACCACCGCCGCCGUCGUCGUCGUCGUCGUCGUCGUCCGGGCGGCCGUGGGUUGUCCUGCACGACGCCCCUGCUGCGGGAGCCGUGGCUGCGGAGGAGCGGGAGGGGCUUGUUGCAGGGGGCAGAAGGAGCCUGCUGCUGGCCGCAGCCCCCAUCCCCCACGCGGUAGAGGCCGCUCCCGUGGCUGCUGCAGGCGCUCGCCAGGGUCAGGGGCCGCCAGCGAUGCAUUCGGGCCGCGGGAAACGCGAGCGAUCGGCCCCACCCUCGCCAUCGACGACGUCCUUUAUUCUCUGCGGCAGGGGCUCUUCCUGCAGCGCUACGGCUUGGACUCGCACGGGGGCGCCGGCGACGCGGGAGGACGAUGUGGCGGCUGCGGCGAAGCGCUCCAAGACGGAGGCGCCUCCGCCGUGGCCCGCGACCCUCGCGGAGGCGAUAGGGCGCGAGGGGGACGCCGCGUCCGCCGUCACGGUGCGGCCGUCCGUCCCCAGCGCCGACGGUGUGGCGUCGAUGGUGCUUGUGGACGGUCCCACCCCAACCCCGUGGCGCAGGCGCUUUGCUCCUACCCCCACUCCUCCUCCUGCUGCUGCUGCUGCUGCUGCCGCUGCCGCCGAAAGCGAAUCCCGCGUUUCGAUGGUGUUCGACGUCCGCUGCAGCGACGCCGCCGUGGCGCCUGUGACUCUCUUUGGCGAGGCAACCUCCGCUGGCGACGGCGACGACGCCGGGAAAUCGCAGGGAGGCGGAAGGGCCGGAAGUGGCGAGGCCGACGGUGCCACUUCGCGCGAGCGCAAUUCCCGCAACGCGACGGCCACGGCGGCAGGCGACUGCUGUGGCGCGAGUGACGCGAGUUUGGUGGUGCCGACGUCCUGCGCACGCCCAAGUGAGGAGUUGAGGGCGUUGAUUGAGUCCGCGCGGGAGGAGGUGCGGCGGGCGAGCGAGCGGAUUGUCGCCGCCCUCCACGCUCACCGCUGCGCCUCCUGCGAGAAGCGCGGCGGCAGCACUGGCGGCGAGGACGGCAACUGGGUCCCUGAGUCGCCGCGACUGACCACUGGUCGAUCCUCGCCACGCCCAAGCGGCGACGGCGCCGGCAGCAGCUUGUGGAGGCCGACGGAGGGCGUCGAGCUGCGACGCGAACUGGCAGCGCAUGCGGGUUGUAUUCUGCGCCGGCUGCGCGGCCACGAUCACGCCGAUGCGGGCAUCCUCCCAAUGGCCAUCGUGGCCCGUGUGGUGCGGCAGGUGCUGUUUAACGACCCCGCUGCGGACACCACGCCGGCGCGCUGCAGCGCGGGGUCGGCCAAUCUUUCGUGGGGUCUUGCCUCGCCCUCCCCGGUGUAUUGUGUCGCGCCGGCGGUGCAGCAGGAGGCGCGUGCCGCGGAGGAGGCUGCAAUGGAGUUUUGCAUGGGCCUCUGGCGCUGCUUCCGUGAGCGCUUCGGGGCGUGCCACGCGGCGACCCGCUUUGGCAUCGUGGGAAACGCGGACGCCGAUGGAGAGCGCGGCGGCGGCGGCAGCAGCAGCACAAGCCCCACGCAUGCGUUUGCGACAUGCUUUCCGCGGGUGCGACUGCAGCUGAGCCCACUGGGGCAUCUGCCGCCCCCGCCGCCGCGGCUAGACACCCGCAUUGACUACAGUGCGUUUGCCGCCAGCCUCGUCGAGUUGAACUAG
This is a messenger RNA of Trypanosoma conorhini, 2280 nucleotides long. RefSeq lists its product as uncharacterized. NCBI's taxonomy places the organism in Eukaryota, Euglenozoa, Kinetoplastea, Trypanosomatida, Trypanosomatidae. Bases 1 to 2280 code for a protein of 759 amino acids. The record is from RefSeq and is a predicted model, not a curated record. The transcript has a single exon.